This is a messenger RNA of Dichomitus squalens LYAD-421 SS1, 6563 nucleotides long. RefSeq names its product cytoplasmic protein. NCBI's taxonomy places the organism in Eukaryota, Fungi, Basidiomycota, Agaricomycetes, Polyporales, Polyporaceae. The record is from RefSeq and is a predicted model, not a curated record. The transcript has 14 exons. Gene Ontology annotation, cellular component: cytoplasm; plasma membrane. Gene Ontology annotation, molecular function: small GTPase binding; guanyl-nucleotide exchange factor activity. Gene Ontology annotation, biological process: small GTPase-mediated signal transduction. The coding region runs from base 48 to 6563 and encodes 2171 amino acids.
UUCCGACGAGCAGCUUGCGCACGUAGGCCUGAUACCCUGUUGCCGCCAUGACUGGCACCCUUGGCCAGCGUAAAGGAGUCUGGGAGCCUCUUCCCCUCAUCAUCUACGGCUACGCGGUCCACCCACUCUCGCCUGUCAAUCGCAGAGACACCAAGCUAUCUAGCCGCACCCACAUCUCCACCUGGACAGACGCUUCGGGAGAUGAGCACCUCGUGCACAGGGACGUAGUUUCCCUCGAGGUCGGAGACAACGUGUACGCGUUCGAGAAGUAUAUUCCGCGGGACAAGGAGGUUGAAGGUGUAUGGUAUCGUGGGUACGUCGUUUGCACUUCUCGGCGGCCACAGGUCAACUGGUCGCUGUCCUCGGACCCCUCCCCGUCAAAUCCCAAACCUUCCGCUCGCGCGGACGAGUUGCAGCAAGUCUUCAUAGGCAUCUUCCCGGCUUCCCACAUAUUCGUGCGAGAUGAAGUCUCAGACGCGGAAGGCCGUCUCACGGAGUUGUUCAAUGCGCUCAGCAGCCCGGCGGACGGUCGGACGUCGGAGGAGGUCUUCGCGAGUUGGAACAAAUCUAUGCGGGAGAUGGACCCGGUCCGCGAGGAAGAAGAAGACGUUAAUGACGCAGCUACCCGCAAGUCAUUCAAGCUCACCCCGCCCCCCGACCAAGCGCUGUCUACGCGUGCACGCCUGCCCGUCUACCCCGCUUCUAUUCGUUCGGCCUCCCCCACCGAGUCUCAAUUUAACAAGCCAUUACCACCUCGUCCUACUCUCACGUCUGGAGACGACACUUUGUCCGGUGCGGCGCAACCCAUCAUCGAUGAGAUCGCGUCUGCUCUGCGGGAAUGGCAUGCGCUCAUGUUCCAGUACCUCGCCCAGCGCGAUUACCGCCUCUUCCAUGUCGUCCGAGAGUACAUUGAAGUACUUCAUCUCGGUCGCCGCCAGCUUCUCUCGCAGACCCUCAGUUCCGAGGAGACCGUCAACCUGCGGCGCGAAUGCGUUGCUAGGCUCGUCUCCGGGAACAUCCUCCAGGGCCUCGAUGUGAUCGUGCGCCACCCGACCUGGGGAGGGCUCAUCAACGUCGACGUCGAGGGCGAGAUCGACCACCGGAGCUGGAUGAGCGCGGUCCGGAUGUACGCGCUGCAGGCCGCGCUCGCGAACAUGGACGUGUCGCUCGCGCCCAACACCCCAUACAAGCUGCCCCAAUCGAACGGCUCUAUCGACUACUCGGCCUCUGUCCCAACGCCGGUUCCGCUCUCGGCGUCCAUCCACUCGGCGUUCCCGGAGCUCCCUCGCCCGCGCGGACACUCCCGCCUCAUCGGCUCGCUCUCACCGAUGUCUCCCACUCAGCAGCGGGCGAAAUUCUACCACGUCUUCCUCGACGUGCGCGCAUUCGUCGCCUCGCCCUGCGCCCCCGGUGAGACCGCGGAGUUGUACUUCUCGCUGUAUAACAAGGCCGACGCGCGAUUUGUCUCGGAGGAGUUCUGCGCUGUCCUGAACCACAACGGUGUGCUUGCGCGUGACCCGUCCGCGCGGAUCCGAACUCUGUUCACGGAUUUGGUGCAAUCUGACGCGCAGGACCCGAUCUUCCUUGUGUGCAAGAUCGUGAGGAACGGGUCGCUCAAGAUGAGCAGCAACAUGGGCAUGAUCUCGGAGAACCCACGUCAGACGGUGAUCGGGUCGAGCUACAACGCGUCCAUGUCAAGCGAGUCGUUUGGGCGUAGCUCGAACUCGACGGACCCGCAAUAUUUUCGGAGGCCGUUCGGGUGCGCGGUGCUUGAGCUGACACAGCUGAACGCGAUGGCUGCCGAGCAGUCUGAGAUUUCAUCUACGAGGGAGCACACGAUGCCCAUCUACGUGCCCACGAACGAGACAACAUUCUCCAUGCUCCACCAAGACAUUCUCAAUCACAACGUGAGGGAGUAUGAGAAGUCACCGAGGGCUGAGAUGCUGGCAGUCUCGAUCAAGAUCUUCUAUGGGGAUGCCGAGACAAUCGUCCGCGAGAAUUCAUCGCUCCUACAGGACACCCCUCUCAGCUUGCGCCUUGGCUUCCCCGACGUCGUCUUCCCGGGCGAUGUACGCAACGAGCUUUACAUCAAGCUCUGGAGCGGAGACUUCUCCUCGUCGCAGGGCACCACCACCCGCCGUAAUGUCGCGAACUUUGCGCGCGGUCAGGUCGGCACGGUCACCGGCAACGUGCAGGUGACGAUGGAAGUCAAGGACCAAGAUGGACGGACGAUCGAGCGCGUCAUCUCCCAGUGCAGCGGCGAGCCCGAGGUGACGCAGUUCCACUCGAUGGUCUUCCAGCGCACGACGCAGCCACACUUUGGCGAGCUCGUCAAGCUCAAGCUCCCACUCAACGGUGCGCAAAACUGGCACCUCUUCUUCACCUUCCGCCAACGCAGUUCGCGCGAGCGUUCGUCGAGUCGGAACGUUGAGACAUCAGAACGUCCAUUUGCGUUCGCGUACCUCCCGCUCUUCCCGGACCGGCGUGCGUUCCUUGAGGACGGCAGUCACACCCUGGUGCUGUACCGCGCAGACCGACUUGCACAGAUCACGACGGAUAUGUACCUGCAGUCGACGCCUUGGCUCCCAGCGAAUCAGCGCCCUGAGCAGGUGUACGUCCCGCCAGAGUUACAGAGGAUCGCACCUCCCAUGCGCGACAGCCUCGUGAUUCGCUCAUCCCUCUGUUCGACCAAGUUCACGCAGAACUCGGUGCUGCUCAGCCUGCUCAACUGGGAGCAGAUCACGGAUAAAGAGCUGCUGUCGACGAUCCUGAGCAAGUUCACCUUUGUGGGCGAGGUUGAAAUCGUCAAGUUCCUCCGUGACAUCUUCGACUCGCUCUUCGCCAUCCUUGUCUCGUCUAACAACCAGUCGGGCGAGAUGGAUCACCUCGUGUUCAACGCGCUCGUGACCGUGCUCGGCAUCGUACAGGACCGCCGCUUCAGCAACUUCCAGCCCGUGCUAGACGUAUACAUCGAGCGGCACUUCACUUGCGCGUCGGCCGCGUCGCACAUGAUCCACUCGAUGAACCGCCUGCUUCAGGACCCCACGGCGAAUGAUACUGCGUCGUCCCUUCGUGCAGCGUUAAAGGUCUGGCACUAUAUAUUCAAAUUCAUCGCCCGGUCCCGGGAGCUCCAGAAGGCGAAGGAGCUGGGCAUGGGUGGCGGUGCGACGGCGGAUCACCUGGAGGCGACGUUCAAGCGCGAGCUGCGUGCCCAUCUGAAUGAGGUCAAUCGAAUGAUGUCUACAACAUCCCCGCCGUCGAUCAUCGGGACGCAGACCAUCGCUCUCCAGCACUUCACGUCCAUCCUCCCGGAGCUCGGCAAGGUCUUCUCCAUCGUCGAGCUUGUCACCAUUGCUACCACGUUCGCGAACGCCAUUGCGUCGACCAAGGGCAAGAUCAUUAUUUGGAAGCUCAUCAUGUACCUCCAAAUCGUGAAAGGCUUCCUGUUUGACAACCCCAAGUCGCGCAGCCUGCUCGUCGAGGCUGUCGUCAUUUGGAUCAAGCCGCAGUUCGGCCGCUUUGACGAGUACACGCAGACGCAGCCCGGGGACUCGGAGGCAGCGAAAGACGCUGCGCGAGUGAGCUGGCUGGAGAGCAUACGUCUUUCAGUGACCGUUGUGGCUAUCAUGCUAGACAAGUUGCAGCAAUGUCUGGUCGAUCCUGUCAUUACAUCCGAUCGCAAUGCACUCAGGCAGGAGCAGUACAACAUCGAGUACUUAUUAUCCCUUCUACCCAGAUUGUUAGACUCGUACCAAGAGUACCAAAACCCCGCGUCACUCCGUGCCGUCGAGCGCAAUCGUUCGUCCACACCUGUCACUAAUAACUUCCCCGUCACAUUCCCGGAGUCAUACCCAUUCUCUCUUGCAACGCAAGUUCCCAAGACGGCCGCAGGCUCGUCCUCAACGUUGGACGUCAAACCGGAGUUCAGUCCCGGUCUGGGCGAGGUGGCCAUCGUCAUCUUAGUCCUAAUACUUUCGGCUCCCAAGAAGCACAUCGUCAUGUUCCUGGAGAGCAUUUUGGAGAUUGAGGGGCGGGACCACCUAGCGACACUGCUCUUGCAGUACUUCAAGGUGGCAGGCUCGAUCCUCGACAACGAUGCGUUCCCGAAGAAUUGGCUGAACGUGAAUAUCUUGGCGCAUCGUGUGCUGCUCAAGAUGAUGGACCCUAUCGCGAGCAUGUUCGAGCGCGAGUUUGUGCCUGACGAGGCUUCAGGGAGACCGUUCGAUGCGUCCCUUUGGAAGGAGUGCUUCUACGUCCUGCUUAAGUUACUGUCCUCUGAGCACCUGGUCAUUGAAGAGUUCAGCCCGCAGAAACGACGAGCUGUGUGGCGUCUUGCGGGCGACAUUCGAGGUGAAGGUGCUAUGCUGCUGCUUCGGUUAUGGGGCGCUCUGGGCUGGCCAGACGAGACUGCCACCGAAGAACUUGCAAUUGCAAGGUAUACCAACUAUCAAGCCGCUUUGAAUACCCUUGUUGGACACAUCGUCAAUUUGUGUCUCAGCCACCAUGACCAGCUUCGGGAGAAUGCGGUGCAAGUGCUCUACUGCAUGAUCAUUGCCGAAUACCACACCUCGCGAAGCUUCGAGCAUAUCGAGAACGAGCUUGUCAGCAAACUUGAUACCCUAUUCAUGUCUGACAGUAAAAACAACGAGAUAUCCCGUGCGUUCUUCAUCGGUCACCUUCGGCACCUUUUCGAUUCCUCGGACGUCGACGAAGACCUGCGCACUCGCGUGACGCACUUCCUCGACUCAGUCGAUGUCUUCCUCGAACUUCUCCUCAGCGUCCGUGCCUUGCCGGAGGGCGAGGAAUAUGCGGAUGAUCGUGUUAUCGCUACGCUUCGCCUGAUGAACUUCAUUCGACGCAUCGGGCGCGAUGAAAUGUAUAUCAAAUAUGUCCAUCAGCUCGUCAACAUGCACCUCCAGUCUCAGAACUACGUUGAGGCCGCCCUCACUCUCAAGCUUCAUGCAGACCUUCACGAGUGGGACCUCAAUUCUUUCGCUCCGCCUAUGGAGGACUUGGGUCUGCCACAACAAUCGCAAUUCCAUCGGAAGGAGACGUUGUGUCUGCUCAUUUUGGACUAUCUCGGGAAGGGGAAAGCGUGGGAGAGUGCGUACGAGAUCUGCAAGGACCUGGCGGCCAAACACGCGGAGGUCACCUUCAACUAUGCGCGCUUGGCAGAAAUCCUUCGACACCAGGCGGCUCUCCUGGAGCAUAUCAUCACGGAUCAGCGGUAUUACUCCGAUUACUUCAGGGUCGCUUUCUACGGAAACUUUCCCAACGCUAUCCGGAACAAGCAGUUCAUCUACCGUGGUUACGAGUGGGAGAAGUUUGGUGCCUUCUGCGAGCGCAUGCUCAACAAGCACCCCGGCGCCCAACUUCUCAAGACUAUGGGCGAUCCCCCUGUCGACAUCCGGUUCGGUACCGAUCAAUACAUUCAAUGUACCGCUGUCACACCCGAACCACGCCGCGAACUACCAAUCUUCACAAACCCAGAUGUCCCUCCUCAGGUCCGCGCAUACUACGAGCAUAGCGCAAUCAAUCUGUUCAGCUAUUCUCGUCCAAUCUCCAAGAUGGAUCGUGACGGCACGGAGGAGGUAUGGAUCGAGAAGACGUACCUUACCACCGAGGAGUACUUCCCGACGGUCCUGCGCCGGUCUGAAGUUGUUGACGUUCAGUUGGUGCCGAUCUCUCCUGUUGAUACUGCGCUUCUUGAAGUCGAGCAGCGCACGCGGGAGUUGGCUGGAUUGAACCAGAAGUACUCGUCUCUUGCCAAGACGGCUCAGCAUAUCUCAACCAACGUGCUCGCUAUGAGCUUGAACGCUGCUGUCGAUGCACCACUGAACAGUGGCGUCGGUGCCUUCCGCCAAGUGUUCUUGUCCGAAGACUACCUUGCGAGGUAUCCGGAUAGGGUCGAACAGGUAGAGAAACUUCGAUAUGCAAUAGAUGAGCAGGUCCGUAUGAUUGAUAGCUGCCUCAAACUCCACGGACAGCUUUGUCCUCAGGAGAUGUUGGCGUUCCAUGCUACCCUGGAGAAGUUCUUCCAUAAGAACUUUGCUGACGAGAUUCAGCGUUUGUCCGUCAACUCGACCCCAGAACCGCGCGCUAUCAAUGCGGUGCCAACGUCUGCCCGCCUUCCAACAUCUGCAGCCAUGCCCUCGCCCAACUACAACACUAUCUGUAGGAGGACUCAGCCCCUCACUGUCGGUCCCAUCCACGUUGGCAUGACGCCUUCCGCCUCAACCUCACCUAUGUCUCCCCGAUCCCAGGAGAACGGACUGCCCGUCGCGGAGGCACCUUGGAUGAAGCAGACACCCCUACAACGCCACCUCGCACAUCUAGCCAGGCAUGGUUUCAACGGCGUUGCAUCAGGUCCUGGAGACAACGGUGGCAGCGACUCGUUCUCUGAAGAGUCGCCGCGUAACUCGGUUGUUACCGUCGGGAACGCUCCGGCGGCUGCGUUCUCUGGGGCUGCGUCUGUGACAGCAUCUACGUUGGGCAGCAUCGGCUCCAUCAAGGGCCGCUUCUCCAAACUCGGCAGCCUCAGUUUUGGGCGUCGCGAUGGUUGA